AUGUGUAGUAGUUGUAAAAAUGAGUGUGCUGAUAAAGAACCCGCAUGUGUUGUUCCAGAAAAAGAUUCAAGUUGUAAAGAUUUAAUAAAAGACUGCGAUUCAAAAGUUUAUCUUUGUAAUAUGAAUAACUAUGAAAAAAUUAUGUCAAAAUCUUGUCCAUCAACAUGUGGGAUUUGUAAUGGAAAUAAAAAGACAACUACAACAAAACCUACUACUACAACGAUUGCUAGUAGUUCAAAGAGUACAAAAACUCCCACAAAAAUUUAA
Strongyloides ratti is the source of this 267-nucleotide messenger RNA. RefSeq names its product ShKT domain-containing protein. NCBI's taxonomy places the organism in Eukaryota, Metazoa, Nematoda, Chromadorea, Rhabditida, Strongyloididae. The record is from RefSeq and is a predicted model, not a curated record. The transcript has a single exon. Bases 1 to 267 code for a protein of 88 amino acids.